Messenger RNA from Racocetra persica, 387 nucleotides. Lineage: Eukaryota; Fungi; Glomeromycota; Glomeromycetes; Diversisporales; Gigasporaceae. The record is from the annotation of a GenBank genome assembly.
CAAGAAAAAAAAUGUAAUGCCAGAUCAGAUUCCACUAAAAGUACUCAAUCAUUAAGUACUAACAUUGAAAUAAAUAAAGGCAGUAGUGAAAAUAUUAAGGAUAAGCUUCUUUAUGAUAUUUAUGAUCUUAAAGAGUUGGUAGCAAAUAAAUUUCAGAAUUGCGAAGAAGAGGAUCGUUAUGCUGAAUUUUCAGUGAUGGUAGAGCUCAAGAGAGAACCUGGAGAAGAAGAAAUGGCAUUGCUUGAGGUUAAUCAACACGAUAAAGAAAAUAAAAAAUUUUGUGCUAUAAUUAGCACUUUACUUGAACCUCUUUGGAAAGAAAUAGCAAAGUACUUGGCAAUCUUCGAUACAUGGCAAAUUAGCAUUCUGGCUCCAUUAAUUUAUUAG